Messenger RNA from Cylindrotheca closterium, 507 nucleotides. NCBI's taxonomy places the organism in Eukaryota, Bacillariophyta, Bacillariophyceae, Bacillariales, Bacillariaceae. The record is from the annotation of a GenBank genome assembly.
AUGGGCAAGACGAGCAGAAGGAACAACCGAAACACAUCAGGAGCUACGCCGGGAGUCGCCAACCGAGCCAGUGCAGCUGUAGCUCCAGUAGCUGCUCCUCCGCCAACGCAAUCUCAAGCCAAUGUGUACUACCCAUCUGAUGGACCAUCUGACGUUGAAUUACUUCAGACGACCUCUCAAUCGUUACAAGCCAAGCUGAAUCAGCUCACGGAAUUGGGUUUGGCGAAUGAUCGAGCUGGAUUUGUGCAACAUUUUGUGCCUCUCGACCUAAGUCCAGGAGAUACGGAAUGCUAUCUACAACAAUUAAGGACAGAUCCAGAAGCUGAGGGGCAAUGGAGAAACUUGGUUGCUGAAAUUGCGGCUAUUCGAAGUGGGCAUGGGGUGGACCGUAUCGAAGGGGAUCAGGUCACCAGAGCAACUUUCUUCUUCUCGCACCCACUGUUGGAUAAAUGCGAUCGAGAAGUAUGCUUUGUUUGUGUCAAUGGGGAGUGGAGAGCCGACGGCUAA